Messenger RNA from Solea senegalensis (Senegalese sole), 5270 nucleotides. RefSeq names its product HMG box domain containing 3 (gene hmgxb3). NCBI's taxonomy places the organism in Eukaryota, Metazoa, Chordata, Actinopteri, Pleuronectiformes, Soleidae. The transcript has 21 exons. The coding region runs from base 214 to 3993 and encodes 1259 amino acids. The record is from RefSeq and is a predicted model, not a curated record.
UCCGCCAUGUUUUUUUUACAAGUCAGCGACAAACGAAGCUACUUUACAAACAUAAAUGUGGCGCAAAUGUUUGAUUUUAUGUGAAAUAAGGACACAUUUUAGCUGUCGGUGCCGUCAGCCCACAGUCUGACAUUUUCAGCGACUUCUCAAGGUUGUUCUGACCCCGUUUUUGAGUCUCGGUCCAUCGUAGUUGUCCCCAGAUCUUUGAAAAUCAUGGAGAAAGUGGGAGCAUAUGAGGUGGUGAAGGAUGAUGUGGAGGUCAGCUACAAUCAAAUGGAAGCAUCCACUCCAAAAAAGAGGAAGAGCAAAUCUCAAGAAGACACUGUUGAAAAAGCCAAGAAGCCGCGGUCUGCCUAUCUGUUAUACUACUUUGAUGUUCACCAGAUAACCCAACAGGAAGUACCUAAUCUGCCACAGUCUGAGAUCAACAAGCGAAUCAGUGAGAGCUGGAAAAGGCUUAGUGUGGCUGAGAAAGCCUACUACCUGGAGAAGGCCAAGUUUGAGAAGGAGGGCAUAGAUACAUCCUCAGUCAGCCCCUCCAAUGACCUGCCAGGCUUCCGCAAGAUCCUCCCCAGAGCCAGCUACGUUCUCUUGUCCAAAAGCUGUCAGUCAGAGGUGAGCGUGGAGUCUCUGGACCCUCCAGCAGAAGGAGGCUUGUCCUCCGUCUCCCACACCCAAGAACCCCACUUCACUCAUCUAGGGGUGGCUGGUGAGGUGGAACUUUCUGAUUUGCCCAUCGUUGAUGACGAAGUAGCAGAGGAAACAGCGAUGGUGUCUGGCCCCACAACUGUUCAAGGAAUCCCAUCUCCUGUUUCGGUCUCUGUCACUUCCAAAACCCCUGCUUCCACAGAUGCCCAGUUCUCUACUGAUCUUAGAGCAAAUGGGGUCACAUUGAAAGAAAUUCCGACAAGAGCUGCUGGUAGUAGUUAUGGUUGGGCGAUGGUGCAGCAUGUACAUAGAGAACCUCCUCAGAUGGUUGCCAUCAUACCCUCCCAGAGCCUGUUAGAGACAGCUGUGAACUCUGUGGGACCUCUGAUGAUGCUGUCUGUAGGAGCCAGAGUAGAACAAAGUGCCAAACCUUCGUAUAAAAUGUCUGUGAAGACUUACACCAGGAGAGGUCGAGGGAGGUGUCUAAAUCCUAAAUGUUCAUUUGUGUACGUCACCCGCCACAAGCCACCUACAUGCCCUGAAUGUGGGAGCCGUUUGGGGGGGAAAUGGAUUCCUGCUGCAAAGAAAACGAAAGAGAAAGCAGCAGCAUCGAAGCAGUUUUCACAGAAAGCUGAAACCAAGCCUGAAGAAAGCUGCCAGCCCACACAACUCCCUGCUCAAGGGGAGAAUGCUGAUGUUGGUAAAACAAACACCAGUGGGAGCAAAAAGCAAGCUCAAACUCAGCCGUGCUCCAGGAAGCAGUGUGCAGUUCCAGUCAAAACACCACCAGAGGGCAGAAGCACCACGCAACAGGAAGAAACAAAACAACUGAAAGACGGUCUUAAAGGCACCAUAGUUCAAGGUCAAGACAGAAGCAAUGUCACUGUUCAGAAGAGGCCUGUGAGGCCAAUCCUCCCUGCCUAUUAUAACACAGGCAGUGCCUUGUUACAGAUCAUAACUGUCCCACCUGACAAAGGAAAAUAUCAGACUGCAAACACCAACAAAUCAUCAUCUGCUUCCGGGGAGAGUUUCUCAGGUCUCAAACCCAGCACUUUGAAGCAGCUCGGCCAGACGGUCCCAACAGUCUCACUCAAGCAGGAUUUUGCAGCCUCAGCAGAUGGAGGCCAGACUGUGUCCUCACUGACAGAUGGGAGGAUGAAUUUACUGUCAGUGGUGCCUUUCAAGGAGCGCACUGUCUCUAAAUUUGACUUGGGACUAUCCACAGCACGAGGCAGGGGUCGGUGUAAAAAUCUGUCCUGUGAUUUUAUGUACAAGAACAGACAUAAACCCGCUGUGUGCCCCAAAUGCGGUUGUGAGCUAACACAGAAGAACACCAAGGGGGCAAAGACUGGGACUCUACUAGAUCCAUAUCAGCCUCUAAGUCCUGCUCAGAAGGACGUCCAGCGACAAAAUACACUGCAGCUACUGCGCCGGUCGGUGCAGAUUCCUGAAAGUGAGUCUGAGCUUCAGGAAACGUUGAACCACAUCCAGGAGCUCAAUGGUCUCCAGAUCAUCUUGAUUCAACCAGGGCACCAGGAACAUGAAGACAGUGUGGGGACGGAGACACUGGUCGAGACUGGGUGGCCUCAGUUCUAUGAAUCAGCAGCUUCUCACUGUGGCUUGUGUAACUACCCACUUUUCAAAGGAGGUCAGAGCACCGUUGCAGGACAGAUGGACUGCUGGCUCCUGACUGAGACACUGAUUCAGACAGCUUCUAUCCAGCUCAAAGUGUGUCUCAACGUUCAGUGUCUAGCUCUGCACAGCUUUACCGACCUGCAUCCAGGUUUGUUCAACAUUGGGAAUAAACUUUUGGUGAGCAUUGACCUGUUCCUGAAGAUUAGAGAAAAUAUCAAACUGGGUCACGCUCCCUCUCAGGCCGCCAGGACGACUCUAGACCACAUCCACAAUCAUUCAGUCCAUGCAUUGAGCCCAGAGGAGUUCUCUCAAAUCCAGGAGCUCCUCCUGAGCGGUUACUGGGCCUUUGAAUGUUUGACAAUGCGGGAUUACAACGAUAUGAUCUGUGGGAUUUGUGGUGUCGCUCCCAAGCUGGAGAUAGCACAACGAUAUGCAAACAACGUGCUGGAGCUCAAGAAUGUGGAGUUUACUUGGCCUGAGUAUUCAGUCUCUGAUGAGGUCCAUGUGGAUGAAUUCUGGCUCACCAUGGAGAGUGAGGCCCUCGAGCAGGCCGCUUUCCCCACUGAUAUCCCCAUCACACGUGUGGACGCUUCCAUCAUCGCCCCCUUCAUCCCCCCUCUGAUGAGGAGUCCCACCGUUAUCAACACAGAGAAAGACAAAGCCUUGUCACACACACAGUCGCCCUCAGGAGAUCCAUCCGUUUUGGUGCGUUUUAUUCACGAUGGGCAGCUGAGGCUGGACAAGAUUGAGGAUCACAGCGAGGAUGAGCUGAGAACAAUUCUGGACAGCUGCGGGGCAAACAUCAUCCCGGGCUCCACUAAGAAUGAGCUCCUGGCUUCACUGGUCUCCUUGUACAGGCUUGUUCAUACUGGCAUCUCCACCGCACCACAGCCUCCCCCACAACUCACUGCUGGUAAACUGUCAAAGGUCUGCCCACACAAGGUGGUGUGCGGCUCCAAGUACCUGGUGAAAGGAGAGACGGCUCGGGAUCACGUCGACCUGCUGCUGUCCUCGCGCUACUGGCCGCCAGUCUAUGUCAGCGAUUGUGCCAAGCAGGUGGCGCUCUGUACUGACUUACAGUAUCCAGAGCUGGCAACACUGAUGUGGGGCAGAAACCAAGGCUGCUUCUGUGACCCCUUUGAAAAACCAGAGUUUGUGUCCUGCACUGAGCUACAGGACCUGCCGUACAGCGCUGACCUUUGUUUGGUAGCAGAGAACCAGCAGGUUCAUCCCAUCACCAAGUCUUCGUCUCGCUGGCUGGUUAACCCGCCUGGAGCAGAGCAGCCUGCGGACCCUCUCGCUCCAGAACACCGCUCAUUGUCCCUCUGCAGAGACCUGGAGCCCUACGUCAGCCUGGUGGCUGAGCUGGAGAAAGAGAAGGAAGAGGAGGAACAGACGGAUAAAGAAUGCACGGAGGAAUCAAAGGACUCUUCCUCUGUGAGCUCUGCACGUUGGAAACCCAUGGUUUUUAACAACACAGCCUAUUACUACCUGUACAACCGCCUGGUAGAUUUCCUCACCAGCAGGGAUGUCGUGAACCAGCAGAUCAACCAAGUGGUGAAGAUGUGUCAGCCUGGAGAGGUGGUGAUCAGGGACGCUCUGUACCGGUUAGGAGUGGCAAAGAUUAAGCAAGAAGAAGGAGAAGGAUAUGGAACUGAGGGACCGACACAAGAGGGAGAAACAGAGAUCUAUGAGGUCGUUAUGUCGUAAUAACGUUAGUGAGGACCCAUAAUACAGCAGACGGGUACGCAUAUGGAUAGACUGAGUGUAAAAGUGGCCGUAAGCAGAGAUGGAGUGCAGACUGAGUGCUGCUAGAGAGCCCAGAAGACUGAAAGUGACACAGCUCCAACCUCAAGAAUAACUUCGGUAGCAGAAAUUAUGAGAGAAAAUUCACGUAACAUGAUAUUUAUUUUUUCACUAAGUCGGUUAAAUACGUGGUAAUGGAGAACAUCAAUGAGCAGACCCAAAUAUUUUUGGAAUGGUUCAAUAAAGUGUAUGCAAAUGUGAUUUGAAAGAAUGAAAACGAUUAGUUCAUAACUACGUUAUACAGUACAAUGACGACAUGUAAAUGUGCCAUCAGGAAAAGUUGCGGUUUAGUAUUUAUUGCUAUUUUAUAUUGAGAGACAUUUUUUUAUUUACCCCUGAUCCUUUUGGAUGGUGAUGAUGGAAUAUUAAUGUGAUGAGGAACCUUGUGGUCUUUUGUUUUAUUUAGCGUCAUCCAUGGCUCAUGCCAGUGAACCAUAAACUGAAUUUGGACAUUUUCCUACAACUAUCUGUAGGCGAUGUAUUUGAAAAUACAGAUGUCUAAAUAAGAUCUGUGCUUACUCUUCACCUAGAUGUUGAGAAAGUUUCCUCAAAGCAUCUGAUCUGACUAAGUUCUAGACAUUAUCCAGAUCUUCAUAUCUGAGAGCAGCUGUAAAGAUAGAGGAUUGAUGUUCUGUGAAAUCAUGUCCCGCUUUAGUGUUUUGUGUUUUGCACGUCGACCUGCUGCCGCCCUCGCGCUACUCACCGCAGCUCACAGGUUGUGACGGUCAGUGGCAGGUCAAUUUCAUGACGGCCAUAAACCUAAACACGAGAGCGUUUCCUUCUCAUAUCUUGAGCCAAACUAGCAACAAUAGUUACUAUCAUUGCCUUAUCAGUCAUGUGAUAUGAGGCAUUAGAUGCGACUGAUGUCACGGUUGUCUUGAGCACCGAUUGUGUAAACGAAGACGACGGACCGCAUCUUGGUCAUUAAAACUUUAGAAUACACAUAAAAUAUUUAUUUUGAAGCUCAUAAACAUUGUACCGUCAUCGUUACACACUGUGUAACAGUGUGGCCCCGUGCUUUUUUUUUCAUGAUCUCAUGUUGUUUCUUUUAACUUUGGACUCCCUAGUAUAAUUUAUUUGUAGACCAAAAUAUCACAUUGCCUCUAAUUGUGGGUUCUUUAUUUUUUCCUCAAGCAAAGUCAUCAAGAGCUAUGAAUAAACAGAUUGUGUGAACAUUUAAA